Amaranthus tricolor (Joseph's coat) is the source of this 1844-nucleotide messenger RNA. RefSeq names its product protein IQ-domain 26-like. Gene Ontology annotation, molecular function: protein binding. Bases 287 to 1672 code for a protein of 461 amino acids. The record is from RefSeq and is a predicted model, not a curated record. The transcript is spliced from 3 exons. NCBI's taxonomy places the organism in Eukaryota, Viridiplantae, Streptophyta, Magnoliopsida, Caryophyllales, Amaranthaceae.
AUCUUCUUGUCUCCUAGUCAAAUUUCUGACCAGCUUCUUCACACUCCUUACUCCUUAACAUUUCCCUCAUCUUUUCCUAUCUUUUAAAUAUCCAAUAAUUUUCAAAUUAUUAUAGUUUUCUCCCUUAUUAAAUCCCAUUUAUUUUCGUUUUUUUUUUUUUUUAAAUUUCCUUUCCCCUACUUCAAAUACGCAAAAAAGGCAACAUCAUUCACAUUGUAACUGUAAUAAGCAAUCACCACCACAUUUUCUUCUUGCUUUCUCAUUCUCUCUCCCUUAAAAAACCGUCAUGGGAAAAGCCACAAAAUGGUUAAAAGGAAUUUUUGGGAUAAAAAACCAAAACAAAGACGCUCAAAAAUACCCAAAUUAUGAGUCCGGAGACCGGAAAAGGGCGAGUUUCGGGCAUUCGGGUCGAAAGAAAUCCGGGUUAGGGAAUAAUCCGACUACUGCACCGCCGAAUAUAUCGCAUUCUGAAGCUGCUUGGUUGAAGUCCUACUAUGAAGAAUCUGAAAAGGAGCAGAGUAAGCAUGCUAUUGCGGUGGCUGCAGCAACUGCUGCGGCGGCUGAUGCGGCGGUUGCGGCUGCUCAGGCGGCUGUUGCUGUUGUUCGUCUUACAAGUCAAGGCCGUGGUACGAUGUUUACUGGUAGCGGUGGUGGUGUUGGUGUUGGUGCUGGUGCUGAUAAAUGGGCUGCUGUUAAAAUUCAAACUACCUUUAGACGUUAUUUGGCGAGGAAGGCACUAAGAGCGUUGAAAGGAUUAGUAAAAAUUCAAGCAUUAGUAAGAGGAUAUUUGGUAAGAAAACAAGCCACAGCAACACUUCAUGGUAUGCAAGCACUCAUUCGAGCUCAAGCCACCGUCAAGUCUAAACGGGCCCAAGCCCAAGCCCAAGCCCGGGUCAGCUAUCAUGGUUUUUCUAGUAUUUCACAACAAGAAUUCAUAGCUCGGAGAUCCUUGGAAUUACUUGAUGACACCAAGAGUGAGCAUGGAGCAUCAGUACACAGCAGGAGGCUCUCAUCCUCCUCUGAAAGCAGAGCCUUCAACCCGAUAUCCGAAGACAUACCCAAGAUAGUCGAGGUGGAUACGGGUCGACCCAGAUCAUCAUCAUCCAGAGGGUGGAGAUCCAGUAACAGCCCAGGACUAAGGCCCGAACCAUAUGAGCCCGAUCCAUUGUACCCGACCCCCCUUUCAAUCCCAAACUGCCAACACUGGCACGACACCGAAUGGGGCCUAACAGGCGACGAAUGCCGGUUUUCAACGGCCCAGAGCACGCCCCGGUUCAUGAAUUCAACCGGGCCAAAUCCAGGCCCAGUCACCCCAUCCAAGAGUGUAUGUGGGGAUAAUAAUAGUUACUUCUUAAGGCAGUAUGGAAGUUACCAUCAACACCCUAAUUACAUGGCUAAUACACAGUCCUUUAGGGCAAAGGUGAGGUCCCAAAGUGCCCCUAAACAGAGGCCAGAAACAGGGUACUCAAAGAAAAAACUGUCCUUAAAUGAAAUGAUGGAGUCUAGAAAUAGUCUAAGUGGUGCAAGAAUGCAAAAGUCAUGCUCCCAAGUUCAAGAGGCUAUUAAUUUCAAGAAUGCUGUAAUGGGUAAACUUGGUAGGUCUUAUGACUUUACCCGGGAGCCCGAACUAGAGCCCGAGGUUUAUCAUCUACGAAAGGAUAAGUUCACUUGAUCAUGUUAAAAAAAGGGGCUAAUAGAAUAUUAAGUAGUUUGGUAAGGGUAGAUUAUCUAUAAAUUCUGUUAAAUGUAGCAUGUACCAUUUCGGUACAUUAUCAUUAUUAUUGUAAUUGAUAGCUAGCAAUUAGAAAGUGAUACAAGAAAUGUAAAUUGGUUUGUUUGGAUAA